AUGCGUCUGCUACUUCUUCUGUUGGUGAUCUUGAAAUUUUCACCAGCUACACUAGAGAAUAAUUCAACAAAAUUUGUAGAAAAUGCUUCACUGGAUACUCUUAAAUCGCGUGUGAAAAUCUCAGAGCAGUUCCAAAUACCACCAGGAACAAUUAUGGCUUUUGCAGGUGCCGUUACUCCAAAUGGUUGGCUGAGAGCUGACGGAUCAGGUGUACAUCGCGAAAAAUACCCAGAUCUUUUUAACGUCAUUGGUGAUUUCUAUGGUUCCAGAGAUGAUGCUGGUAUAUUCAAUUUACCUGAUCUUCGUGGCCGAGUACUUGUAGGUACCGGUAAAGGAAUAGGUCUUACCCAUCGUAAGUUAGGUAAUGAUUUUGGAUCUGAACAGCAUAUCCUUACUCAAAGUGAGAUGCCGACUCAUGUCCAUCCACUAGAUGAUCCUGGGCAUAGCCACGAUAUGGGUAGCCCUACGCGAGGUCAAAUUUGGGGUAUUACUGUUGGGAGUCAGCAGGCUUGCUAUGGAGUCACCAAUGGUGGUGUGACAAAUAAUCCACCUACUCUGCAAUCUCAAACAGGCAUUAAGAUGCGAUCGGUAGGUGAUGGAGCUCCACAUAACAAUAUGCAGCCAUCGAUUGCUAUGAACUAUAUAAUAAAAUAUUAA
This is a messenger RNA of Rotaria socialis, 657 nucleotides long. NCBI's taxonomy places the organism in Eukaryota, Metazoa, Rotifera, Eurotatoria, Philodinida, Philodinidae. The record is from the annotation of a GenBank genome assembly.